Molecule: messenger RNA, 21423 nt
Organism: Podarcis lilfordi (Lilford's wall lizard)
Lineage: Eukaryota; Metazoa; Chordata; Lepidosauria; Squamata; Lacertidae
Source: the annotation of a GenBank genome assembly
AAGAGCCUCCCGCCAAGGACGUGCGCGAUUCCGCCGCGCAGCAUCCUUGAGCUUCCUGGUUAAGGCGGCCGGGUGCAGGAGAAGAAAGUUUACGGACGGCAGGUCCCACCCUGGCCUGACCCAGGGAGUGCGCGGAAGGCUGGGCACGCCCGCCCCCUGGAGGCUGUCUGCAGCGGCGGCAGCGGCAGCGGCGCCGAGUGGCACGAUCUUUCCCCGUCGGCUCCCCGCGCGCAGGGAGCGGAGGAAGGGCGCAGCAAGCCGCGCAUGGCGCUGGUGACCGUCUGUCGCUCCCCGUCGGGGAGCGGCCACUCGACACCCACCGGCAGCAAGGUGAGCUCGCACGCCGCUUCUAGCCCAAGCCUCAAGCCGCCCCAAGAGAACCCCACCCUGAUCCCCCGACGGGACCCACACAGCAGCGGCUCUUCUUUUAGGCACGGCUGCGAUCCAUCAUCCCCUUUCUGGGGCUGGCGAGGGGUGCUGUUUCGCGUGCUGCGCCAUCGUGUGCCCCGUUCUCGCCACCCCUCUCUCCCAUUGCAAGCCGUAUGCUGAGCUGUGCAAGCGACUGCACCUUGCACCAUUUUGGCCCCGAAAGAUCUGGCCGUUUGUUCUCGCACCUUCCUGCAGGGGCGCUGUUGGAAGAAGGACUGGCUUGCGCGGGGUGGGGGGCGGUAUUGCGCAGAGAAGGGGGCCCAAGCGCCAAAGAUCAGGCAAGAGAUUUCCCCGCGUCUCUACUCCUCUUCUUCCCAGUAGAGGGAGCUCCCUGGGGUGAAGCAGUAGCACCAGUGGGAUAGGGAAAGAAAACGACGGUCUGCCACUCUUAUGUGUAGGAUUUCUUUACCUGCUGCAGCAGGGACUCGUGUUUACCACCUUUGCCACUCCAGGUGGGCCAGUCUCAACCUGAAACACGAACCCCACUUAGCUGUUCUGUCAUAUUUGCAUUCAGUGUAAGUCACAGAGUGUCAAAAGGAUGGGUUUUUUUUUCUUUUUAAAUCCAUCAUUUGUAGGGGAAGGCCUGUAGAUCCUCAUGAUGGCUAUGUUCUGCCUCCAUCCUUCUGAAUACCAGUUGCUGGAAACCUCAGCUGCUGUUGCUGUCGUGCAGGCAUCUGGUUUAACCACUCUGAGAACAGGAUGCUGGAUUAAAUGGGCCUUGGGCCUGAUCCAGCAGGCUCUUCUUAUGUUCUAGACUGCAUCUGCUCUGCCUGCAGGUUCGAUUCCCAGAGUUUCCAGGCAGGACUGGGAAUGUCCCCUGCCUGACACCCUGAAGAGGCGCUGCCAGACCAUGUAGAGAUAAUAUUGAACUAGGUGGGCCAAUGGUCUAAUUUGGUCUAAGGCAGCUUCCUAUGUUAACACCUCUUACGGAGUAGUAUUAAAAUAUCCAAGCAGAAGCAACUACCUCUGUGCUGGUAGAACUAAGGUCACCAGAUUUUUUUCAAUGAAUCUGGGGACAACGUUUCAACUUCAGUCAAAUUCAGUGGAUUUAGUCAGGGAACUGAUUUGUAAAUCUGGGGACUGUCCCCGGGAAACGGGGAAAUCUGGUAACCUUAUUGUAAACAGUUCUGGUUUGCCUAAUGGAGCGGGAGAGGCAUACAAAGGCAUGAUCUUGAGUAUGUGGCAUCCACAGAAAGGUAUGGUGGAGGCAUUUUAUCAGCACCUUCCUUGGGCUGGGUGCUUGCACAAGUCGUAGCCUUCCUGGAUGGGUGGGUGGGUGAGUGGAAUGUGGGGUUCAUAUAGAGUGGAAUAAUCUGGCUGCGUGAAGCCAAAAUGUUGGAGCUUCACAGUCCCUCCUCAUUGCGACUGCUGUAGAGAACGGGCCAGCUGUGAAACGCCCCUUCAGCUCCUCUGGCCUGAGCUUCUCUGCCCCACACAGGGUGCCUUGUUGUGGGAUUCUUUCCCUCCCUGAUCAACUCUCUCUCUCAAUUCUCCAUGUAAGGAAGCCUGUCAAACGCAUGCCACAGUGGUCAAUUGCCUUUCCUUGCUUGGGUCCCCACAGAUAUGCUUUCCCCAGUCCUUACUCCUUCCCCCUUUCUUCCUCUAAUCAGCUCUUGACAGCUCAGGAUCCUGUGCAGAAGAACUGGGCAUUAAUAAGUGACUUGUCAGGGAGUUUCACAACUUGCCACUUCCUGCCGGUUCCUUGCAGAUUGCAACGUCAGGGGCCCGUGGAAGGCAGCAAAAAAUAUCCCUUGCAUAAUAGCCUCAGAAAAGCAAGAUUUCCCCACCCCAGAACACCAACCCUGGGAUACCUCUGUGUCACUUUGCACUGGGGUGCCUAGCUCCAGAGUUCUCACACCCCAAGCUUGGCAGUUUGCUGGGCUGAUUGCAUUUCAAGCGUAAUUAGACAUUGUGCAAGGAGCUGGCAAUUAGGAAGUGGCAGGGACAAGGUUUGUGUUUUUUUCCAUGCUUAAAAAUGUCACAGGAAAUUGCCAACAGACUGGGAAUCACAUAGAUAAGGUUAUGCAAGAGCCUGAAUUCAAGGCCGCUCCAGGAAAAUAUUUGCAACCAUUCCAAGGCGACGGGAGACUAGCAGUGUCCUAAAAUGGAACCACACUGUGUAUUUCCAAGCUGGAUUCCCACCCACCCACCCACCCACCAGCCCUCAGCUGUGAAACUGUGACAUUGUGCAGGUCUGCACAGCUUGUGAUCCACCAGGGCAAACACAGACCACCAAUCGCAGAUUGUGAAACGCACAAGGCUUGAUAAAUCUUCUAGUUUCUUGCUUAUAUGGGAUAAAGGUAAAGGGACCCCUGACCAUUAGGUCCAGUCGUGACCGACUCUGGGGUUGUGGCGCUCAUCUUGCUUUAUUGGCUGAGGGAGCCAGCAUACAGCUUCCAGGUCAUGUGGCCAGCAUGACUAAGCUGCUUCUGGUGAGCCAGAGCAGCGCACAGAAACACCGUUUACCUUCCCACCCGAGUGGUACCUAUUGAUCUACUUGCACUUUGACGUGCUUUCAAACUGCUAGGUUGGCAGGAGCAGGGACCAAGCAACGGGAGCUCACCCCAUCGCGGGGAUUCAAACCACCAACCUUCUGAUCAGCAAGUCCUAGGCUCUGUGGUUUAACCCACAGCGCCACCCACGUCCCUUUUAUAUGGGUUAUGGACCUACAAAACACAUGGUGGAGAGCACCUCUCAGCCUAUAGAUGUGGUCCGCAGGGAACACUCAGCUUAGUGGGGCAUAAGAUGUCCAGGCUUGGUGCAGAAUGCUAAGAAUUAGUGUAGUAGCUAACAGCUUGAGCUGCAAAGUCCUUGGUUUGACCCUUGCCUUAGCAGGGAACUCAUUUUGUAGCUUUGGACAAGCCACUCUCUUUUGGCCUCAGCCCCACCAUCUACAGUGCAGCGAUAAUAAUACUGGCGACUAGAUGAUCCUCAGGGUCCCUUCCGACUCUACAAUUCUAUGAUUGUUAUUAAUUGGUCACCUUUGUCUUCAGCAAGUGUUCUAGCUUCUUAUAUAGGCCAAGAACCAGCAGGUUUACAAAAGCAUCCCUUUUAUGGCAGAAUCCCAUAUUCACUGUAGAGCCAGCCCUGGUUUUCCACCUGAAGUGAAAAUCAAUAUGGUGACCUUCUGUUCAGUUCUGAAGUGUUUUUUUUAAUGACAUGAAGACAAGAAAUUGGAGGUAGGAAAAUGGCACCCUUCUGGAAUCUGUUGCCCAUAGGUCCCAGAUCCAGCCCUGACUUGUAGGCCCAUAAUGAAAGGCUAGCUACUUCAACAUCUCUUUCAAAUAUGGUUGAGAACCAAGCCAGCUUCUGUGAAGGGGGAUGAUCUCUGCAUUCUGUGUCUAAUUGUAGCAUGCAACCUUAGUAUUUGAUUAGCUGCAUGAUGAGACAUUUGGGGUUCUUUCUUUUACUCCCCCCCCCUCAUAAAAAGAGAACAUCUCUAGCCCUUUUGGUGCUGAGAUAAAUUGGGAACCUGCUUGUGAAAUUGCAGAUUUCUGAAGGCUGAGCAAGGCUUCCAAGACCUUAGGCUUCAGUGCUUAGACUCGGUCCUUCUCUCUUCUGAAAUAAUAAAAAAUGAUCCAAAACAAACACCAAUGCACAAAGUCAGGCUGUCGGUUGGGGCCUGUAAAAUACAGAGUCCUGUUGAUGUUCGGGAUCAGAGGUGGCAUAACAGUUCUGUGCUUGUGGCACAGAAGGGACUGCUUGGAACAGGAACAUUAUGUCAUGCUGGGUUUUUCCAUGGCAGAGCCAACAGCGCAAACGCAAUUGUGAGGUGAUUUGGUUCUUCUGGUAUAAAGGAAUCGCUCUGAAGUUGCUAUGGAAGGCGCCAGCCACCUGCCCCAGCCAUGGGUGCAGCCCACCAGAACUUGGGCCUUAUCCACACUUACCUUUUGCCCCACUCUUUCCAGGCACAAGUCUGUGCUUUAAAGCUCUGUGUCCAAGUGUGUUUCUUUUUUUCUUCUUAUUUGCCACAGAGCUUUCCCUCUGAAAUCAGAGCAAAUGUCAAUUCUGGUUUUCUGCAGAUUGACAUGUGCUCCGACUGAAUACUAAAGAGCAGGUUUUUGCAGGGAGAGCUCUGGAGGAAAAAAAAAGUUGCUUGGACAUGUACCUUUGAAGCACUGACUGUCCCUGGAAAAGAGCAGAGGGAAGGCAAGUGUGGAGAAGCCCUUAAACCUGUGCUCUCCAGCCGUGCUUUCUUUGUAUGCCUUUUGUGUUGGCAAGCAUGAGCUUAAAACAUUUCAGCUGUGCAUGAGGUAGAUGAUUUUAAUAAUAAAUGGUAGAAUAUUUUAUGGUUUUAUAGCCUGCAUUUACAAUGUUUGUGCAUUGCUGUAUGUUACGGCUUUAUGGUCUAGACAAAUAAACUUAUUCAUCACUUAAAAGAAAGGCAGCCUGCUAUCACUCCCAAGUCCCACCAAGGUAAAAGCCUCAGUGAUUUAACUGGGCCAAACUGUUUUAUCCCCAGGCCCACGCAGAGCUUGUCUGAGGCCUGGGGUAGGAGCCCACAGUUGGCUAGGAGGCAUGACAGUGCAAGUCUGGCAGGGUUCCCCAGCCAGCUUAGCCCUCUGAGGAGUCAGUGCCAUUCUUCUAGAAAAAGAGGUUCUGGAACUCUCCAUGAACACCUCCCUCAUUCUCUUAGAAUGGCAAUGGUGCCCACCUGAGAGGUGCCGGGACUGAGUUCCGGAGAGUUCCGGCUGAAAAAAAGCCCUCUGAGGGCCCCCUGCUCUGUGUGGACCUGCUUACCUCUGGAAGACCACCCCUACCAUUAGGCAGAAUAAGAUGGCUGUUUUGGGCAGCAUUUGCUGAGGAGUGCAGAGCAAACAGAGCUGAGUGUGCCAUGUGAUCUGCCUUGCAGCUCCCAAACCAGCCUGCUGCCCUCAGGUCCAAGGGAGGAUGCUGCCCCAUCUCCACUGUUCAGGUGAUAUUCAAGGGCCUGGUUGGCUUCUCCAUAUGGAAUAAGGGGAGCAGCAUUUUGCCCCUUUGGCUCAGGAAGCAAAAUGCCUUGGGACAGCCCUUGGUGGAAAUGACCGUGUCUAGGAGAUUGGUGCCACAUGUGUGGAAACUUAGAACAUUGUUUAAUCUGGAGGCCGGAGAUUUCUUCUUCUUUGCUCUGGAUCAGAAGUGACUGAUCUACCUGGAAUUCCCUUGCAGGAUGAAGAUGUUCCUCGGAAGAGACAGCUGCAGCGACGGUAAGGAGCUAUCCUUUGUAAUCCUGUCUCUUCACACAUACAUACAAACAAAAAGACCAGGGUCCUCCCAAACCAGCUUCUGGGCUUUUUCCCACAAUUUAUUAAAAAAAGUUUUGGGUUUAGUAUGUUACUCCCAGUAGCAGGAACCCAGUACCAGUACCUUAAGGCAUUAGGGUGGGGGGAAGUUGCACUUUGCAACUUAUUUUUUAAAAGAUGGUUCCAAUGUUGGAGCUACAUUGUGAAGAAAUGCAGAAGGAAGAGAGUAUAAAUAUUCCAAAACAGUGCAGUGGGUAGUGGCGGUGCAGGAAGGUGGAGCAUUGCUGCUUCUUCUAACUUUAAAAAAACAACUAGUGUUGCACCAAGAGCCCCUGUACUAGAAAAAUAUAGUGUAGGAGUUCAAACAGGAAAAAAUUGUUGAUUUAUUUUUACCUGUUUUUCAUGAAGCAUUCAAAGUGACGUACUAGAAAAGACAUCAUAACAAAUUAAACCAUUAAAAAAGCUACAGGUUAAAAAGACAACAGUGACCCAGAGUAAAUUCAAAUCGUGAUACCAUACUCUGGAAUCAAAAAGCAGCAAACAUUUAGGAGCAUAUUCUGGUGCCUUUUUAAGCUGAAGGGAGAGAGGGUGCCUGCACAGAGAAGACCCUUCUUGGUUACUGCCAAACACACAUAAAAAGUGUGCCAUAGCUGAUUGUAAUGAGCAAGAAGGAGAAGGGGAUCCUUCAGGUAAUCGGUCCCAAACUGUUAAGGCAGUAUAGGUCAAAAGCAAAACCUUAAACAUGGGUCAGUGGCUAAAUGGCAGUUAAUGCAGCUCCUUUAGGAGUGAUGUAAUAUGCAUGUGGUAAGUCAUCCUGGUGCGUUGUCUAAUUGCUGCAUUUUGCACCAGUUGCAGCUUGCAGGGCAAGCUAAGGGCAGCCCCACAUAAAGCACACUGCAGUAAUCCAAACUCAAGAUUAUCAAUGCCUGAGCCACAGCAACCAACUGAUGUGGGUGUUUGGCGGUGAGGAGGAGGAGAGAGUUGUGUUCCUCAUUAAUAUCCCAUGACAUUUGCAAAACCAAAUUGUACACCGCAGUCCCAAUUGCAUUGGAGGGAAGAAUUACAUUUCCCCAAGAGAAGUGCAAUCUUGAGACAAGAUUGUGUGCAGCAAAAGCAUAACAACUGCAUGUUUGUUGCUCUGAAAAGAGGGGAAAAAACCUUGCAAAGAAGAGUGAGGAAUCGGAUAAAUUAUCUUGCAAUGGAAAAUGUGCACCAAACGAAUACAUGGGAGGAUACUGUGCAUUAAAUAUAAAUGUACAGUAUACUGGAAAGAUCUCUAAUUCUGGUGAACUGGAAGGAUCUAAUUCCCUCGUCCUCUGUAACGGAACUUGCCAUCUUUUCAAACACCUUUGAACUCUGCACUGAGGUGGGACGGGGGGGUGAGGUGAACAGAGAAAUAAUGGCUGGGGGAACGGCUACUGCCCACUCCCCCUACUGCUUCUCCACUCUAAAUUGCUUCCCCUAGAUAAUCUCUGCUUUUAAAAAAAUGAUGGGAGCACUGUUAAACACGUUAGUGUGUAGCAUGUAGGGAGUGUCAUAGCCUUUCUGUCUAAUUUGUCAGGGGUUGGUGGUAAUUUUUAGAGCACACAUCUCUGUUUAAAAAGUGUGAGAAAAGCAGAGAUUUGGCAAAUAGUUUAAAAUAUAUAUUUUGAAAAGGCUAAGGGCACUCUUGGGGGGAAUGCCUUAUACUUUUUUUAUAUAAAAGUAGGUAAUAAAUCAAUGUUGACAUUUUUUUAAAAAAAAGAGCUUGCAAUUUCUAAAAUGCUUGCUUGUAUUCCAGCUGAGUAUAGCUAAUAUUGCUUAUCUAUUCCUUAGAGUCAACGUUUUUCAACAUUUUAUUUUAAAAUCUGAUGUGAUUUUUCAAUAUUCUGCCACCUCUGUAUACAUUUAAUAGGCCUUAAGGCUUCUAGCUAGCACAACCUACUUAGUUUGCCUUGAUGGCUAGGCCUGCCUCUCUUGGACUACUUCAGAUUUUGUGACUGUUCUGUAAUUGCAAAUGCUUCCAAGCGUUCAUGGGGAAGGGCCGUAUUCAGUGGAAGAGCACCUCCUUUUAUACAGAAGGUCUCUGGUUCAGUCCCAGGCGUCUCCAGGUAGGACUGGGAGAGAUUCCCAGCCUAAAACUCUAGAGAUCUGCUGCUGAACAGUGUAGAAAAGGCUCAAUUCAAUGGAUCAUUGUCAGGGUAAGGCAGCUUCUUACAUUCCCCCUUGGAAUGAGGAAGGAUUUAAUGGGGCAAGCUCUCCUCUGGAGCAAGAGGGUUUUUCUACCUAUCUCCGUUUCUUUCCCUUUUCAGCCACAGCUUCGUCAUGGUCAAAGGAGCUGCUUUGCUCCUGCAGGAAGACGAAAAGCUGGAGUCCGUGCAGGAAGGCCCAGCCACCCCCCUGGACCACAAGCCUAAGAGUGAGAAUGCCGCGGCUGAACAACAGGAGCAGCACUUACAGCAAAUGGUGGGGUUGAUGCGGCCAGAAGACAGCAUCCGGCUGGUGAGACUGUGAGGGCAGGGAGAUACGGCAGAGUGUGGAUGAGAAGAGACAGGAAAGCAAUUGGCCUGACCACAAAAUGUGCCUCUUCGGAUAAAGAGUCUGGAGCAGACAGUUAUGGAGUUCAGUGUUUUUACUGCCUUGUAAAAGAGUUUGCUUGGGGCAGGGCCUUUGCCCUUUUCCCUCCUCCAGUUCUGGAAUCAGCACGGUCUCCAUUUCCACCCACUCAGCCCUGCCAAGGCCCAACACUCAGGGCAAAUUCCCUUCUCUGCCUGGCUCAGCAUUGCUUACUAUUGGAACAAAAAAUAUUCCAGCUUUCUGCUGCCAAGCCAGGCCAGUUUAAGGUUCAUUCUGUUCAUCAAAUGAUCUUAUCUACCAGAGUUGACCUUCUGUAGUAACACCCACAGAUUACAAUUAAAGCACAUGGCUUCACCCACCCCAAAGAGCCCUGUAGGUUGGUGCUGUUUACUAUAGGUCUGUGAUUGGUAAACUAUUUGUUUAUUACUUAUUAAAUUUCUAUAUCACCCCCCAUCCGAGGAUCACAGAGUGAUUUACAAUAUAAAAACACAAAAAAUACAUAGCACAGUAACAAACAAAUACAAUAACAUCCUCAUCACCACAGAGCAUUUGUUUUAUUUAUUGCAGCUUCCAUGGGAAGUUGUGACAAUUAAGAUGGUAUAGCUGUGCUUUAAAUGUAUGUUAGUGGGAUUCCUUUCCUUAAUGGCAUAAGUGCUUUCCUGCCCUCCUGUCCAGAACCACCAGCUGUACCCAGUGUGCCUUGCUGCUGUCCUACAGGCCUGGUUAGGCAAGCCGUGCCACAAGAGACAACUGUUCUGAAAUGAAAGAGGGCUAUUUUCUGUAGACAAUAUUUCAGAAAAGGGAGGUGUGUGCCCUCAGGCUCCGGCCUAGUUCUAAGAGGCAGUAAACCUGUGUCUAGACAGUAUCACUUCAGGCUGUGGGUGGGAUUCACAUGACUGAAUCCUUCCAUCGUGGGAUCGCACCUGAAGCCUGAAAGGGCACAAGUUUACUGCCUCAGUGAGAACGCCUUAGUGACCCAGAUUGCUUCCCAGGCUAGUUCAGCUGGUCUGUGGAGUGGACACCCGACUAUUAACUCCUUCCUCUUGACCUUGAUCUUCACCUUUCUCCUCCUCUUAGCGCGAUUCUAGAAUCUGUGUUGCUUCUUGCCUGGGAGUCCUGUGAUAAACUGAUUCCGCUUUGCCUUCCUGCUGCAAAACUCUGUGCUAGAGAGGCCUGGCUUCUGAGAGCCUCAUUGUCCACGCUUGUGGAGGCACAGAGCAGGGCAGCGAGGGAUUCCUCUCCUUGAGGAAUGUGGUUUUCAGGCAGACAUUCAGCUGGGAGCUGCAGCCACUUCCCCAUUUAUGGCCUGCGGGGCUUUUGCUCUCUUGGGCAGACAGCCAGAGCUGGCGUCUCUGCCGAGUCUGAUCCCGGCUUUGGCUUUGGGGACUCUGCUGGGAGAUUUCCAAAGUAGCAUGUGCUGGGUUUUCUUUCUUUUCUAGAGAGUGAGUCACAACAGCCUCCAAGUACCUGGGGCAGUUCCUGAAGGCAGCGGUUCUCAUGCUGCUUUCUGGUAGCUGCUGAUGUUCUCGGGAGCUUAGCAGACGUGGCUCAUUCAGAAGUUCAGUAGCAGCAGACAAGCUGCCCUAAAAGAUAGCUUGCUCCCCACUGCGGAUCUUCCCUUGCAGUGUGGAAAAUGGAGAAUUAAAUAAAUAAACGUGCAUCUGUCCAGUAUACUCUCAGUUCAGGCAAGUCAAUACUGAGGUCUCAUAUGCUUGUCUAGUGGUCCACAAUAACACUCCCUGCCCCCUCUCUGUGUGUGUCUUCCUAGAACAUGCCCCAAACCCCUUGGCAAAACUACUGAAGAUAUAUGGCAUUUGCCAAUGUGGAAAGUGUGCAGAAAAAUAUGAAAAACACUCCCAUAACACUUAGGCCCAGAGGCUCUUCCCUCUGAUCCUACCACACGAUGCCAAACUGCAUUCACUUAAUCUAGGGGUGUGGGGCCUUUUUCUGAAACUCCCAUUCUAUUUUCCUAAUGAUUUUGUGCUAAAAGCCUUGUAUAAUAUGAUUUUCAGUGGAUGAUUUAAUAGCUUUGAGAACCUCAGUGCCAGGGCUCUUGGGCUCAGAGAUGAAAAUGUGACGCACUUAUUUCUGGAUAAAUGUAAAUGGAGUUUCUCCUCAAAACCUUUUUUCUCAUACCGAAAAGUGCACAAAUGACUACUGACAAGAAACAAGGGGCACUCCUUAGGCCUACUUGGAUUAUCCCAAGUUGCUAUCUUAUGUUAUUUCCACGCAUGUAACAAUAUGAUACUUAGCUAUGGCACUGGCCUCAGGAAUCAUGGAAUUUUUUUCAGAAGUUGCUGGUGGUGCUAAACAAAGAACUAUCCCUGCAUCUGCCAAAUGCACCACCAACAGUUGUGGUGGAAUCUUACUGUCAUAUGUGUGGAGGUGACACACACAAGGACAGUCUUACAAGGACUGUAUGUUUGUUUCCCUCCUCCAGGCUGUGAGGCUGGAGUCGGCUCGAGCUCACCGGAUCCGGUACUUGCUGGUUGUGUCAGCAGCAGAGGUGGAGAGCAAGAGUGAGAUGGUGCUGCUGGGAGUUGACUUCCCUGAAGAAGGGUGAGAGGACAAGGGAAGGAGCACGAAGAUACAGAAGGGGUGGGGCCCAGGCACUUCUAAGCUAGAAAACUUCUAGCAGUCUAUACUGUCCUGCCUUGUAUCUCUUCAUGAUGUCUUUCGUCAAGGCUUGGACCAAAAUGAGAUACCCAAUAAGGCUGCUAUCCUUGACCCACUUGCCUGAGAAUAAGCCCCAUUUAAUUAUAUAGGACUUUCGUUCCGAGUAGAUACGACUAGGAUUGUGCUGAAAGUCUCUUAGACUACAGGCUGAUGCACACUACUUCCUUGAAAGUAAGUCCCAUUGAACGCGGUGGAUCUUACUUCUGAACAAACAUGCAUAGGGAACAGGCAACAUUCUCUGCUUCAAUAACUAAGGUUGUGUUCCAAAUUACCAUUAGCCAAAGGCAAGUACCGUUGAAAUUAAUGGGGCAUGCUUCCAAGAAAAUGCACUUGGAAGAACACAACCCCUUUUCUCUCUGCAUGAUGUUUGUUCAAAACCCUUAUCGAAAGCAUCUUUGCUUCAGAGUGCUUUCUUUCUGUCCUUCACUGUGUGUGUGUAUCUAAACUCCUUAAUGUAUUUUACUCCCUGGUCGAACUGGUUUGGCAACCCUUCACCCAGUCUUUCCUCUCCACCCCAUUCCCAGUGUCUGUGCUCCAGAAGAACCUUUGUUUAUGUAUUCAGUAAGGGCACAGGCACUCGAGCAUGCCGCAGGAAGACGUCCAAAUCAAGGAGCUGAAGGGAAGAUAGCAGUGCAGUUCGCCAAGCACCUCUGUCACAGCUCUGGAAUGCUGGCUUGGCUUUGCUAUCAGUGAUUUUUACAAUGCUGAUCAAGCUAUUGAAAAAGCAGGUUAAGAGGCGAGUGCAGAUGGGGUGAAUGGGGAAGGUUUGUAGGACAAGCACAGGGACUAUAACAGGGGUCAGCAAACUUUUUCAGCGGGGGGCCGGUCCACUGUCCCUCACACCUUGUGGGGGGCCGGACUAUAUUGGAGGGGGGGGGUGAACGAAUUCCUAUGCCCCACAAAUAACCCAGAGAUGCAUUUUAAAUAAAAGCACACAUUCUACUCAGGUAAAAACACACUGAUUCCUGGACCAUCUGCGGACCGGAUUGAGAAGGCGAUUGGGCCAGAUCCAGUCCCUGGGCCUUAGUUUGCCUACCCAUGGACUAGAAUAACCCCUUCAGUAGCUACCUGAUCUCUUUUCUCUUUGCCUCCCAGCUCGGCUGCCUGCACGCUGGGGAUGGUGCUUCCGCUUUGGAGUGACACUCAGGUCUUCCUUGAUGGCGAUGGGUAAGAGACAGACCUAACCCCACCAGGCACCCACAAUGCUCCAUGUAAUAGUAAUCCUCAUAUAAGCUUUGUGCUUUGCAAACAAACUAGGAUACUCAAACAGACUGAGAUAGUGAGAGGCCAUUUUUUUGGUAUGUGUUUAUUUUUCUCCUCGCCCAGUUUCACCAACAAUGCCUGCUCUCUCAUCUGACUUUAAAAUGGUCUCCACAGACUACAAGCCACUUACGUCCUGAAUAGCUAUGGGAGGGUUUGGUUUUUUUGUUGUCUCUCCCUCCUGUAUUAAGUGGAAACCAACCAUUCUUUUCUGCAUGGUCUCUUUUUCUUAAAAAGUCUCCUUGAGAGCCUGCCCCAUGCUGUGUCUCAUCUUAUGGUUGUUGUUGUUGUUAAUAAUAGCCAUGUAGCACCACUAAUGAGCACAGCUUUAUUUCAGUGAGUCAUACUUGUGUUUGGUUCCAUGAUGGAAGAGGACUAGGGUAUGUGUGUUCAUGCCAAACUUUUCACAGGAAAGGUAUGUUUUGAAGGAAAUCCAAGAAGGUCUACUUCACACAGGUUUCCCAGAGAACAGUUCAAGGCAUAAGGGGCAAAAGGGGGUAAAAGGCAGAGUCAUCUGAGUUAGCAGGAGAGCUUCAGGCAGUUGAAGGUGGUUGAGCUUGAGGCACAAAGGCCUUGAGUGGCCAUAUUUUGGGAUAAAAGAGCAAAGAGAUGGACCUCUGGGCCUUAAUUAGCCGUGUUUAGGGAAGUUUUAAAUGUUUGAUGUUUUAUUCUGUUUUUAAUCUGAUGGGCGGGGUAUAAAUAAAUUAUGAUGAUGAUGAUAACAAAUUUUUAAAAAUUCCAUCCAGUAGCACCUUAGAGACCAGUAGCACCUUCAGAUACAUUGAGUGUAUCUGCAGAAGUGUGCAUGCACACGAAAGCUCAUACUAAUAACAAACUUAGUUGGUCUCUAAGGUGCUACUGGAAGGAAUUUUUUCAUUUUGUUUCCACUAUGGCAGAUCACCACGGCUACCUACCUGUAACUAGAUUAUGAUGAUGGAGGGCUAACUAGGGUUCAGGGCCAACCCAAUGUAUGUUGGGGGUUCAGGCAAAAAAAAAUACAUAAAUCCAAAUUGUACCUUCCAAAGAAAAAAUAGAUAAAUAAAAAGCAGACAGUUUGCCACCCUUCAGUGGCAAUCUAAGUCUGCUGCCUGAGGCAAUCCACCGCCCCGGCUAAUGGUACGGCCAACUGUUCGCAACCCGCCGCAAGCUUAAGCCACUUAACUCUCCACUGGAGCGUGCCCAUAGACUUCAUAUUCACCGUGUCUGGCCCAGACCAGAAUUUAUUAAAGUCAGGGUUAUGGGAUCAAAUCUGCCAUGAAUAUUAUGCACCGGUCGCAUUUCUCAGCAGGCAACUCAAAGAGAACUCCUUUGACUAGGGCCAGCCUGGAGUCCAACAGCCAGUCCUAUUGACUGUGUUCCAUCUUCACUAGUGGCUGUAUUUUAGGUCAUUUUCAGGUGAACAAGGUUUUAGAAAGUAUUUAUCCUCACACCUCCCUUGCAAAAUGUGCCUGUCCCACAGUGAUGCAGAGAUAAGCAUUACAAUCCAGGGACACAGACCUAGGCUUUAAAUGAAAACCUUCAACUUUGUAGUUAAAGCCUUAGGUUAGUGUUUCCCAAACUUGGGUCUCCAGCUGUUUUUAGACUACAGCUCCCAUCGUCUCUGACCACUGGUCCUGCUAGGUAGGAAUGAUGGGAGUUGUAGUCCAAAAACAGUUGGCAACCCAAAUUUGGGAAAUACAGCUGUAGUGCAGAUGAAGCGUACCUAAAAUAUUGACUUCAGCUGGCGCCAUCCUUUCUAGAAUGCGUAGAUUAAGGUUGUUGCCAUUGCACAAGGCAAGAAGCAACAUCAUCCUGACUUUUAGAUCUCAAGAGCAGAAAAGGAUCAGAUUCUCUUUUUUGCUUACAAAUGGAACCUGGCACCAUGGAAGAUCUCAUACUAGUUUCACAACCAUGCCAAGUACUGCAUUGUUAUUUGCCUCUUUCCGUAUAUCUGCAUCUCAGGUGGAGCACUCCCAAGUUACUUGUGACACUGCUCUCCCCUUCUCUUUCCCCAGGGGCUUCAGUGUGACGUCUGGGGGGCAAACCCGUAUCUUUAAGCCCAUUUCAGUCCAGACCAUGUGGUAAGCAAGGCUAUCAGGUAGGGUGAAAAGCGCAAGGACAUGUGUGGGAAAAGGAUGAAUGUGGGGAACAAGGAUAUAGUUGCCGCUAUUGCUUUUGGUAGGCUGGGAGAGGGGCAUUAUGGAGGAAAAUGGGAAGAGAGAUGUGCAUUUCUCUGAUUGCAGUGGUAGCCUUCAGAGGAUUUUUUUAGUGCAUCUCUGAUGUCUGAUUGUCAUCUCUGCUCUCAGGUCAGCGCUGCAAGUGCUGCACAAGGCAUGCAGCGAAGCCGUCUGCAACAACCAUUUCCCAGGAGGCAGUGCGUUGAGCUGGACCGAGUGGUAUCAGAAGGCUGUGAACUCGGAGCAGAGCUGCAUUAAUGAAUGGCUAGCCAUGUCCGACUUGGAAUCUGUGCGACCCACUUCUCCUGCAGCCUUCUCUGACCAGUCAGUGAUUGCCCUUCCCCUCCUAGGGCUGGUUAUAGGCUGUGAAUGAUGUAGUCAGCAGAGCUGCAGUGGUUCCAAGGUGGAACUCGAUACCAUGCAGUAGUCCAAAGCACAGACAUUUCAGGUGGCCCUGCUAGCCAGUUUUAGGGACUACUGUGCAGAAAGUUCUUCUUCUGUAGGUCAUGAAAGGGAAGGGUCCUUGUUUUUGUUUUGUUUUUGUUUUUUGUAAUAAUAAGGGAGGGAGGGAGAUGCUGAUCAGAGACACAGAUCAGAGCAGAAUCCCACCCCCAGUUCAGGUCACGUAGCAUCACUUUUUGUGGUGCAGUGGAGUGGAGUGGUUUGGGUAGCAAAGUAGGACUUGAGAGAGACCCAGGUUAACAUUCUCACCUAGCCAUUGAGUUCACAGGGUGAUAUUGGGUCAGUCAGAGCCUAACCUACCUCACAGCAACUUGUGAGGAUAAAAUUGAGGUGGGGGGGGGGAGUAAUCCUUAAGGCCCCCAGAGGAAGCUCAGGAUAUACAUGCAAUAAAUGAACGAGCACGUUUACAAAUGCGUAAAAGCUAUCUAGGGAAAUGCAAAGCUUUGGCAUGGUGUCAAGAUUUGUAACCCUACUGCCAAUGGGGGAGGGAUGCUCUAGGCGUGCCAUGGUGUCUGGGGCAGAGUCUGGCGAGCCAAGAGCUUUGCCGACCCUCCGUCUCUGUGCCUCAGGCCGACAGCACAGGAGAUGACAGAGCGGAUGAUCCGGGCCAAGCUGCGUGAGGUGAUGGCCACCACUGACCUGGAGAACAUCACCUCCAAGGAGGUGGGAUGUUGGGCCAAGGGGGUGAGGGAGGAGGGGGCGGGGGAGAGAGAAUGUGAGGAAAUUGAGACAUGUGUGAGGGUGUGUGUGUGUGUGUGUGUGUGUGAGAGAGAGAGAGAGAGGGUAUGGGAGCAAGAUAUGUAAAACGGACUGGGAAGGGAAUGUGGGAAAGCAGGGGUAUGUAUAGGGGUUGGAGUGAUGGGUGAGGGACAAGGAAUGGGCAUGUCAUUAAAAAGCAGCCAGGCUCAAAAGCGACCUCAGGCACUCACAAGCUCCCUCCCUCUCUUCCUGCAGAUCCGUACAGAACUGGAGCGGAGAGCCGGUCGGAGCCUGAACGACUAUAAAGAGUUUAUUGACAAUGAAAUGCUUCUCAUUAUGGCUCAGAUGGAUCGGCCCUCCAGGAUUUUUGACUAUCUCUACUUGGUGAGGAAGUACAGGAAAGGGAUCCAUGAUGCCAGCAGACUGGAGCUCCAAGCCCCUAAAAAUAGCAGUCCCUCCUCUCAACUUAAGAGUCCUCAAAAUCUUUCCUGGAAUGGCAGGAAGAUGGAAGCCUUGCUGUUAUUUUGAGGCCUCCCGGCCUUGCCUUCCCUUCCACCAUAAGAGGAAGCAAAGCACCCUGUAAAGCCUCUCCCUUAUACUAUCUACAGGGCCUUCUUGAGAGAUAGCAUGGGGCAGCAGAUUUAUGUUCUUUACUUCAUACAAAGUUGAAGAUCACAGCGAGCAGCUAAGGCUGCAAUCCUAAAUGGAUGGUUUGCACUGAAAAGGCUCCAUCUUUGGGGGCCAUCAGUCUAGCCUCAACAGGUGGUGGAACAUACAGAACAGCCUUGGAAGCUGACCUAAGAAACUGGACAGGCGCUAUUAAAUUAGUAUACCGCCCUAUACCUGUAGGUCUCAGGACGGUUCACAGUUACUCCCUCACAUAAAAAUCACAACCAAGCACAUCAGGGAGAUGACUCUCUGCUAUCUUUCUACAUGCUGGCAAUUUUUCCUGUUGGGGACAUAUUCGAAACCUCAGUUCCUUCACCUGCCCAGUCUGCAAUGGUAUAAGCUAGGAGGCACUCUACCACAUGAUUUGGCUAAAUGUGUUCGGUUUUGAGUAUUUAAUGAGCAAUUGCAGGAUGGCUGAAUGUUUGUGAACUAUUUGCACUCGCCUGGGACUGAGCUCUGUGCAUGGUGUUGUUCCUUUUUGUCCCAGGGCUCUGAAUGGAAUGCAGCCAACUUUGAGGAGCUUCAGAGGAACAGGUAUGUCACCAAAAGAUGCUGCUCGGAGAGCAAGACUAGUACCUUCGGGAACUUCAUCUGAUCUGGAUUCCUUGGACACUGAGAUGACCAUUUACACCUCUCCAUGUAAACUUGCCUUCUAGUCAGAAGGGAUUUCUACUACGCAUUCCAACCCGACUCUGAGAUACUGAGCAACUGCAGUGGGGGAUGUUUAGGAAAUGGGACGUGGUUUAGUUAGUUGAGGCCAUGCUAAAAACAUGGUGGAAAAGAGCUGCUCACAUUCUCUGUUGAUUACUCCUUGCCUUGCCUUACAGGGUUAGCCACAUCCUUAAUGUCACCCGUGAGAUCGACAACUUCUUCCCAGAGCACUUUACGUACAUGAAUGUCCGGCUCUACGAUGAGGAAACCUCACAGCUGUUGCCACACUGGAAGGAAACCUACAACUUCAUUUCAGCUGCCUGGUGAGAAGUGGACACCAAGAUGGUAGUUGUGAUUUCAGCUGCAGCACUCGUGUAUUGCAAGCUAGGCUAACCAACAUGGUCCCCAUCUAGUCAAUGGGAUUGCAGGCACAGAAAUGGGCUUUUCAGUGGGAAUCCAAGGGCUGAGGUAGAAGAGGAGGGCUCUUGUCACAAAAAGCCCCCACCUCCCUGAAUGAAAUGUCAGCUGUUGUUUGAGAGGGCCUGUGAUACCAGGUAGGACUGUCAACCCAUUCUUCCUUUCACCCCAGAAUAUUUUGCAGGUGAGAAUUUGGCACAGCCCAUCAUGAUGAUGAUAAUCCCAUCAGACUGGGUUGCCCCAAUGCACCCUCUGCUUCAUUAAGAAGUACGAUGCCAUCAGUUCCUAGCUUUUGAUCUCUGUCAGAUUUGACACAGCCAGUUACUCGUUUGGAAGCGCAAGCAGCUGAAUCCAGCCAUCUCCUCCCAUAUUGGAGGAUUCAUAGUUCAGAGCUACAGUCACCACUGCUGGAAACAAUAUCUGGAAAUUCCCAUUGUUGCCUUAGCUCAGCAUUCAGGAAACUGUGACCCCACUCUACAUGAUGUUGGACUGCAACUCCCAUCAGCAUGGCUAAUGGCCAGGAAUGAUGGGGGUUAAGACUUCAGCACCAUAUGGAGGGGCAGAAGUUCCCCAUCCUUGCCCUAGCUAUAUCUCUGCUUCAUUUAUUUUUAUUACUACAUUUAUAUCUCACCUUUCCUCCAAAGGUCUCAGGGUAGCACAUACUGUUUUCCUUUCCCCCAGUUUAUCUUCACAACGACCCUGUGAGGUAGGUUAGGCUAAGAGAUGGUGACUGGCCACAGUGAGCUUGCUUCCUGGCCAAGUGGGGAUUUAAACCCUGGUCUCCCAGGUCCUAGUCCACUACUCUAACCACUACACCACACUGACUGUUGAACAACCAUAAUGUUUUCCAAGCAGCAAUGAUAUUCACUCACUUGGAUUCAUCAUGAUCACAGCAGAGUGGCCUCAGCAUAAUAUAACUAAUCUGUGCCUUGGAAAGUGUUGAGUUAGGCCAAGAAGCUGGGGUAUCCUACUCUUGGCUGAGGGUACAGCAACUGGAUGCUGAAUUUCAUGACUGUCCUGGGUGAUGCUGUAGCCCUGCUUAUAGCAAAUAUUCAUUCCCCACAGGGCGCAAGGCUCUCGGGUGUUGGUGCACUGCAAGAUGGGCGUGAGCCGCUCUGGCUCAACAGUGAUUGCAUAUGCCAUGAAGGAGUACGGGUGGUCACUUGAGCAGGCCCUUUCCCAUGUACGGGAACGACGCCCAAUUGUCCACCCCAAUCCAGGAUUCAUGAGACAGCUGGAGCUUUAUCAGGGCAUUCUGGACGCAAGGUAAAUCCAAGGGGAGGGAGAGCAGGUCUGGUCACUGUGUAUGUAUGUGGGGAGGGCAAGGGAGACUGAUGGGAGCUGCAGCUGACCAGCCUGAUCAGACCACAGCAGAUGGUCUGUUGUUAUUGUCCAAGGGCCAAACUACGUGUUACAUUCAACAGCAGUGGGGCUAUUGGUAUCAGAGAAGAUCUCCCCUCCCUAGGAUUCUAAGCACCUGUGUGCAAAGGCAAACAGGAAAGAUUCCGUGUGGAAAAAAAUGACGGGGGUGCCAAAGAGUGGCAAGGAAAAGAUCCGACAUCCAUGCCAACUGCUCCAUUUCCAACUUCCACUCCAAAGCACUUCUUCCAGUUAAAAAGGGCUGUUUCGUAUUGUUAUGCACACAAUAUUUAAUCUUAAACAGGGAAGCACUGAUAGCAAAAUUGUCUCACACUAAUAGUGCAGCAAAAAUUAAAUAGACAUUGUGAUUAUCUUUAAUAUGUGUAAUUAAUGCUUCUCACUGUAACUGACUGGAUUCAAAGUCCAUUCUUUAUUUGGCUCUUUAUUUAGCAUUCCUUGCUGAAUAAUCUCUUACAUUGUUCACCUCAUGUUACUACGCAGCCGACACAGCAGCCUAUGGGAACAAAAGGCAGGAGAUGCCCACUCAGAAGGUUCUCCAGAUAUAAGUGAUGCCAGCAGUGAUCCUUCAGGAAGCCCAUACUAUGAGACUUUAAGCUCAGAAGAAGAACCAGAGGAGCCAGUGACAACCCCCCAGUAUUGCUUUCGUCCUUUGCGGGAACCUCCUGAAGAGCCUCACCAUCCUGUGGACGCUCCUGAUAGUCCCAGGCUCAGUCUUCAGGCCACAGAAGAACCUGGGGCAUCGGAUGACUCAGGAGCUGAGGAAGUGCGAAGACACCUGGCUACGAUGAGAGUGCCAGAGAAGCCAGCCACACUCAGACGGGAACGCAUCAAUCUCUAUGCUGUCAUGCGCAGCAUCAGUGAAAUGGACAGCCCAGAAUGCCACAUCUCUGUACCAGAGUGUGCUGCUGAGGAAGAGGUAAGAGGGUCAUGUAAGGGCAUGCUUCCAGAGAGAGGCAUGUGGAAAGAGUAAGGGAACUUAUAAUGGAGCCUCAAGGCAUACAAGGGAAACAAAAAUGGCAAUGCAUAAAUCAGUGGAUCUGAAACCUCAGCUAAUGCGAAGAUGGAUGGUAGAGGCAGGAUGAAGAAAAAUCCUUUGUAAUUGCUGGCCCUCAUUCAAUCUACCUCUUCUUCCUCCAACAGGUAUUUCUUCAUGAUGAAAAGAAGAAGACAGUGACCUUUGAGCAAUUUCCCCAAAAUGAAGAGACUUCAGGGUCAGGAACAGACUCUACAGCAAAGGCGCCACUGCCAGAGGAAGAGGAGGCUCAGGGUCGCAGGGCCAGGCGACGUGGGCGGAGGGCUCACCGGGGACGUCGCCAUGUCUGCAAGCAGCUUUCAUACUACCCGGCACCAGGCAGGGUGCGCAAAGUUGUCCAGCGCAUGGAGGGCCCUGUCCCAUUUGGCCGCAGGCCCGCUUUACAACACCGGCUCUCUGUGGCUCAGCUGGCUGAUGCUGCCCUGGUGGUGAGCCGGGCCAAGGAGUUUGAGGGACACACAGAUCCCGAAGGACCAGACAAGCUCCAGUCCCCUUCUCCUCAGGAAUCCAAACCUGAGGAAAGCACUGCCCUCUGUUCUUCCUUGCCCUGCUCCCGGUCCCGGCGGAUGGUUCGCCAGGCCAGCGUAGACAUGGACCCCAACUCAGGGUGAAACCCUUGCUGUGGCAUUUCUCCCUUUCUUCUGUUCAUAAGUGGAGUGAUAAAUGGAGCCCUGAAGGCCAAACAGGUUCACUUCCUAUUGUUGGGGGCUUCUUUCCUCUGCCUGAAGCACUAUUGGCAGCUGGUGUGGGAAGUGGCAAUUUAAAGCUGCCUGGGAGAAGGGCAGGAAAGAGGAGGAAGGGAGACCAUCCCUUUAAGAGACUAUAGUGCUUCACAGGCUCUCCAUCUCUUUCCAUAGCCAUGGAACUGCACUGGGGGGCAACCAGCGCUCUUGUGGGGCUCUGUCCAACCACUUAUUUCAGACCUCUAAAUGGCCUUGAAGACUGCACAGCUCCAAGAUUUAUACUGCAGGGCACUUCUGCUUCUUCCUUCAACUCACUUUUGAUAACGCUACCCUUUGUUAAAGCCGCGGGGGUCCCUGUGGCCUCCCAAGAUGUCGCUGGGCUCUUAACUAUCUCCAGCCCUGCCAGCAUGGUGAAUGGUCAGAGAUGAUGAGAGUAGUAGUCCAGCACAUGAGGAGGGCUCUGGGCUCCCCACAUCCCUGCUUUAUGAGGUGGGGCCAGGGAAGUAGUAUCUCACUGUGAUCCUAACCGGGGAAGAAAUGGCCCCUGUUUACUUUUGCACACACAUACACAACCACUGUGCCAUUGCCAGCUUCACUCUGCUUGGGAAUAAAAGAGUUGGUUAACUUUCCACUUGCUGGAACUCUGGUCUUGUCCUUUUCUUUGAAAUGUGUGUCCUAAUGCUUGGGACCUAAUCUGUGACCACAAACUCGCCUACCUGAGGGAGGGAAACGGGAGACAGUUUUUCCUCUGGCUAGGCUACUCAGUAUCCACACAGCUGUGGGGCUCUGUUAAAGACAGUGUGGCUGCAUGGUAAUAGCUGGUCAUUUUAGCCACUGGCCAUUUGCGUUAGGGAACAACGGGUCAAUAAAGCAUCCCACAACAUAGGGCUGUUUGCAGAAUCAGUUUUCCGUGGGCCCCUCGAUCAUGCGGUGAGCUGAGUUUUACCUAUGCAGAAUGAGGGCGCAGCUCGCCAUGUGACCAGUAGAGUGUGCAGACAGCAAAACACAUGGUCACACUCGCCCCAACUUCUCCAAGCGCUGACGAAUCCCAGGGAGAAUUGGCGAGCCUGGUUUCAUUACAUGUAAGCAUCAGAACCUCUAGCGGAGGGUGGGGAGAAACUACAGUUACC